AAAAGACGCCCGGCGAACGAGAGAGCUCGAACGACAACCCCCUUUCUUCACGUUUCUUCUCCUCUUUCAAGCUCAAAACAGGUUCAAAUGGCUCCAAAGGGGAAGUCCGUUAGCACCGAUGCUGGGCCGAGCAAUCCCAAGCGGGCAAGGAACAACAAGGCACCUGCGGCCUCCUCCACCAUCUUGCCUUCUAGCCGGUUUGUCAACACCAAGUGCUAUGAACGGUACUUGGAAUCUAGGGACAACGAUUUCGUUGUUGAGAAGACGGUGUCACAACCUAUUGACCACGAGUACCGGCUCACCGAGGCCUUCGCUAAUAUCGAUUGGGAGCAGUUGCUACAUCUUGAAGGCACCUUCUACCCGGAGCUCGUCAAGGAAUUUUUCGCAAAUAUCGAAGGAAAUAGCCCCCGAAAGAUGAUUGAGAGCCGGGUCAAAGGGGUAAAAAUCACUAUCACAAAUGACCUAUUGAGAUCUCAGUUUCGCAUCGCCAACCACGGCAUCCCUUUCGCCCCUUCCCAAGCCGGAGCAAUGAAUAGCGACGUUGGCUACAACCCCUUGGAUGCGAUGCAAUAUUUCGGCUUGCAAGGACACGAGCUUAUGACCAAGAACCUUGGUCAACCACACAUCCGGGCCCGGCUUUUGAUGUACCUCUACUCAUUCAACGUCAUGCCGAGAGCAAGUGGCUACAACAAAAUUCGAAACGCCGACCUCUACUUCGCGUAUAGGAUGCUUGCCGGGCUUGGACGUUGUGAGGGGAUUCCUCUAUCAAGCAUCAUCAUCAAACAAUUGUGGAGCGCGGCUUUGAGCAACAACCAAGAUAAGGCCUUCAUUUUCCCUAUUCUACUUUCUAACAUUUUUGAGCAUUUUGGUGUUAGCUUUAGAGGGGAAGAAGAACGGGAGACACAUGCCGUGCUUGAUGAUAGUGUCAUGAUACACCUUCGCUAUUUCCAACCGCCGCACGGAGGACCAUGGAGGUGCGUGGAGAGAUUCCAUAGAGUCGUGCCCGAAGAAAAUGAAGAAGAGAUGAUGGAAGGAGGAGAAGCCCAAGGUGGAGAGCCCGAGGAGCACCAUGAGGAGGCGGCUCACGUACCUCAAGCCGGAACUCAUUACGACAUGGACUAUUUGACCGAACAAUUUGGUCAAAUUCAUACGGAGCUUGCGGUUCAUCGACGGGAUUUGCGGGACCAACGGCGGGCUAUUGAAGGCAUGGGGAGUCAUCUUUGGAACAUGAACUACUACUGCCAAGAGUUAGGGCGGCACUUCAGCAUUCCACCACCGCCACCUUAUGACCCGCACUUUUAUUUCCCUCCCCAAGGAGAUGGAAAUGAAGGGGAUGAGUAGGUUAUGAAAAGGGAAGUGUACUAAAAAUACUAAACUUGAACCACCUUUUCUUUGUUUUUCUUUAAACUCCUUGUGCUACUUUUGUGCCUAUUAUGUGUUGUUUGAUUGCUUAUUUUCUUGCUUUGCAUUUAAUUACUCUUGUGCUUCACAUUGGGACAAUGUGG
Cuscuta epithymum is the source of this 1505-nucleotide messenger RNA. The record is from the annotation of a GenBank genome assembly. NCBI's taxonomy places the organism in Eukaryota, Viridiplantae, Streptophyta, Magnoliopsida, Solanales, Convolvulaceae.